Molecule: messenger RNA, 592 nt
Organism: Gongylonema pulchrum
Lineage: Eukaryota; Metazoa; Nematoda; Chromadorea; Rhabditida; Gongylonematidae
Source: the annotation of a GenBank genome assembly
GCAUAGACACAUUUGUUUUUCCUGAAAAUGAAAUGACUUUUGAAUGGAUAAAUAGUUGGAUUGAAUUUGGAUAUUAUUAUAGGUGCAUGUGGAUUCAUUUUUGUAUGACGAUGAUGACUUGGAUCAACUCAUUGACCAGGGUAUCAUCAGCCAGUAUUAUUGUGUGCAAUGCCGUUCCAGAGAUAUCAAACCUUUAACAUACAUUUCUCAUUCUUUUAGUCUGCGGUACAUUUUCACUGUGCUUGUACCACUGAACGAACGUAUGAAGGACAGAUUGAUUGUUGAUAUUGGCUCGAGGUUGGGUGUCGUUCUUUAUGCAGUCAAUGCUUACGGAAGAGGACAAGUGAAAGCCAUUGGGAUCGAAAUGAAUGAAGAUUUUUGUGCGUUGCAGAGGAGAGCGAUCCAAGCGAACGGGAUGGAGGCGAAUAUAUCGGUAGGCACUGCUCAGUACAACAGUUCAGCGCCAUUGCACUGCCUUUCCCAACUCUCAGCCGGCUUUUGUAUUGUGGAUUUUCCAACUUCCGCCUUCGGUCUCAGCCAAAUGGUUUUGGGUUUGCCCGUAUUUUUCAAAUUUUCCAUCUCUCUGUUGUGA